CGUUUCUGUUCUUGAGGCCACAUCCACUUGAAACCUUGCUUGGUGUUCAUAGCAUGGGACCCAACGCGGCCGAAGACGCCGAGGCAACGGCUUUAUUGCCGAGGCGAAAAGGGAACGAGAUCGGUUCCUAUCAAUACCCGACAGCCCCUUCGUCAACGCUGGAAGAGGGCCAUUACUCGUCGCCUGAGAGUAAUGGCAGCAGAAGUGAUGGUAGGGAUCAUGCCGUUCAUUUUUCUUUUACGAGGCGCGACAUUUCGAACAAAUUUGUUGAAGAAUCCUGGUGUAAUCGUUUGGGAAGGUCAUGCCUUUCGUGGACUUUGCUCCUGAUCUUUUUCAUUCUUGUUUUUGAAGGAUGUCUUAUAUACCUUUCUUAUCGAACGAUGUCUCCAGCGGCCGUGCCAAUGUUAAAUCUGUAUGAUUAUAUUGUUGUGGGUGGUGGUCCCUCUGGUAUAAUUGCAGCGACAAAGCUUGCACAAUCCUUUCCGACACUUCAGAUAUUACUGCUCGAGUCCGGGACCGACAGUCAAAGUUCAGUUCUCAAACAACAAUCUAUACUAAAAGAAGGUGCAACAGUCUCCGCGGCCGAAUCUGGUAGCACACUUUGGCAAGAGGACGCUUACCAACUCAACAAAUUUGACGUGCCACUACUGUGGAGCGGCGUCGCAAGCAGUCGAGGUAGACGGGACGUCCUACAUCUGCAAGCCCCGUCUUGGUCCUCCUCGCAUCACUGGCCCAUAGAUAAAACACUUAUGGGGCGUGGUCUAGGCGGAUCCGGGCUGCACAACGCAAUGAUUUACGUCCGUUCGCUGCCGACCGAUUUGGAAGCGUGGAAUGUUACGGGGUGGACCUACGACGAUAUUCUACCCCACUACGUGGCAUUGGAGCAAUACGUAGAGGAUCACAUACCGUCACAGCCUUUUUGGACAAACGAUCAAGGAUCCACAAUUUCGAAGGCAAACUGGCGCGGUACUACUGGUCCGAUACGAACUAUACCUGCCGGUAGUGCGGUGGACGCCUUAGCACCGCUCUUCGUACAAUCGGCAGUUAUAAGUGGCGAACGGUUAGCCAAGCGUGGCUUCAAUCACCCUAGCCCGGCGGCUCGUCUUGGUGCAGGGUACUACGAAUUCAAUAUUCGGCAUGGUGUUCGCGACUCGGUUGCGCACGCCUUGCUCGGAGGACAUAAGGCAGUACCAAGGAAUCUGAUAGUUCGUACAGGUCUGACUGUUACGAGAGUGACAACCAAGCCGAGGCGGAACGAAGUACCGCGAGUGACAGGCAUAGAGUAUUUUCAUAGUGCAACUGGACGGAUGGGGAAAUUUUUGCUGCGUUCGGAUGAUGUUUCCGAAGUUAUCCUGGCGACGGGUGCCAUUAUGACUCCUCAAUUGUUGGCCAACACUGGUAUAAGACCUGGAGGAUCUGUUGUACACCUUCCAGGCGUGGGUCGGAAUUUGCAAGAUCACCCCGUAGUGGCACUCAAAUUUAAACUGGUCGCAGAAAUGGAGCAGGACGCCUCUUCAAUUUAUACUCUUGGAGAUGAAAUGGAAGACUACGUCUUAUCUGUGGCUGGUUUGGAAGAUGGCCAAGCUAAGCAUAAGAAGCUCUCCAACUCAAGUCUCUCUUUGCAGCAAGCUUUGUACAGUCGUCUUGGCACACUGGGAACGGCCGGAUUUUCGGCGGGCGCGUUUUUGCAGUCACCAUUCGCCAAGCACGAUGUUCCCGAUCUUCAAGUGACCGUAUUUCCUCGCGAAAUAGAGCCGCAUGUGACUCGAAAACAAAACGCCAACGAACGAGCCCAAAUGCGGUGCCGGUCUAUGCUGAUCACGGUCGCGCUACUACAACCGGACGCUCGGUACCAGGUUGAACCACUGUUGUCGGAUUUGACUUCAGCCAACGAAAUCUUUGAGCAGACUGCUGAGACAGAGCGAUCAAUGAACGCAUCUGAAUCGUCCGUUCCGUUAACACAUUAUCUUGGAUACAAUCUGCCAUCCAUUGAGCUGCCGGCAGGCCGAUCAGAAUAUUUGUCUAAACGAGAUGUGCGAGUAUUGGCGUGGGGAAUAGAGCGUGUUCGUGCAAUCCAAAAGAUGCCACCAUUAUCGCAGGCGACCGGCGAUGAGCUGGUUCCUGGUGCCGAGCUAGUCGGUGAGUAUUUGGAAAAUCAUAUUCGGGUUGAAAGUAUGCCCAACAGUCACUGGGUCGGGUCGACUAAAAUGGGCCCAGACAGUGAUACUUUGGCUGUUGUCAACGAGCGACUAGCCGUACGCGGAGUACAAGGACUGCGGAUUGUGGAUGCCGGGGUUAUUCCUCAGGUUCCGAAUGGCAAUACGCACAGUACGGUAUGUGUUGUAGCUAGUCGUGGCGCCGAACUCAUUGAGCAAGAUCGACGGAAGGCAAGCCAGCAAUCCAAUAAUCCAAACUGA
Phaeodactylum tricornutum CCAP 1055/1 is the source of this 2417-nucleotide messenger RNA. RefSeq lists its product with no specific name. The record is from RefSeq and is a predicted model, not a curated record. Gene Ontology annotation, molecular function: oxidoreductase activity, acting on CH-OH group of donors; flavin adenine dinucleotide binding. Bases 54 to 2417 code for a protein of 787 amino acids. The transcript has a single exon. NCBI's taxonomy places the organism in Eukaryota, Bacillariophyta, Bacillariophyceae, Surirellales, Neidiaceae.